This is a messenger RNA of Colletotrichum tamarilloi, 987 nucleotides long. RefSeq lists its product as uncharacterized. The coding region runs from base 1 to 987 and encodes 328 amino acids. The transcript has a single exon. Lineage: Eukaryota; Fungi; Ascomycota; Sordariomycetes; Glomerellales; Glomerellaceae. The record is from RefSeq and is a predicted model, not a curated record.
AUGGAUCUGAUCUUCAAGAAGAAGAAGAAGCUUUUAAAUACAGAUACAACGAUGGAAACCUCACCGCAGCCUUCCAACCCGCCCAAAAGGCGAGGCCUCAAGCGCCGCAUCACCGACCUCCACGUCGACAUCACAAGCAUCCUACACGGCUACACCCCCACGCCGCACUUCCUCGCAAGCGACAUCACCGGCUACCUCCUCUUCACCCUCCUCGCGACAGACUGGCCAUCCCUCUGGCGCGCAAAGCUCUUCCGCGCCUUUCCCUGCGCCCAGACGGCCUCCGAGACCUUCUCCGGCUUCUGGAACGCCUUCUGGCAGGAACGAUGGCACCAAGAAGACGACGCCGAGUCGAAGACGACCAAGUGGAACCCGGGCUUGUACAAGUCGCCGCCGCCGCGGAUGCGCUCGUGUCGCGAGGUGCUGAAUCGGCAGCAGGCGUUGCGGAAUUGCUGCGCUGCGCAGAUGGAGGGGUUUGAGGGGCGGGAUGUGGUGAAGGAGAUGGUGUUGCAGGUUGCGCUGGCGUUUUGCUGGCUCUGGGCGGUGCUGAAGGAUUACAGACGGCUGCUCUGCCUGGUGCAUUCUAUAGAGACUGACGGAGAAGAGUGCCGCCGCGAGGAGGUUGGGAGGGAGGUGCCGGUGGUGGUGUGUAAAGGAGAAGGGACUAUGCCCGUGGCGCGGGGCGGCCCGUCGUACUGUUGUUUGAGACGGCUCCAAAGACAUAUUGAUCGUGGGCAAAGCAUGAUUGACAAGUUUGUAGAGCUGGAGAUGUGUGAUGGUACCGAUGAUACGCUUUGGACUGAGAUGGAGUGGUUAAGCGAGAAGGAAGGUGAGAUUCCUGCGGAAAUACCGCAACAAGAUCGGUUUCUUGUUGACCGUGUAGUCUUCUCGGCUGGUUUAUCAUGGCUCAUGGUUGCCAUCAGCUGCGACUUCGCGACCUUCUACUUCCUCGUCCUGAUACGGCGGCUAGGGGCUCGUUUACUGCCGUAA